This is a messenger RNA of Panicum virgatum (switchgrass), 1807 nucleotides long. RefSeq lists its product as uncharacterized. Bases 513 to 1667 code for a protein of 384 amino acids. The record is from RefSeq and is a predicted model, not a curated record. NCBI's taxonomy places the organism in Eukaryota, Viridiplantae, Streptophyta, Magnoliopsida, Poales, Poaceae. The transcript is spliced from 9 exons.
AGUCAAAAUCGCAACGGUACCCAGAGGUCCCCCCCGGCUCUGCGGCGUCCUCUCCCGAUUGAUUCGUGGUUUGGAGAACAGUGACCGCCAACUGGUACGGCCGUUUGGUUCAGCCUGCAAAGGAUGUCUGCAGUGCUAGUAUUGGUGCUCUGACACUGCUUUUUCGUUCGUCGCCUGUUCAGCGCAGAUUUGGUGGAUCUGCAGCUAAGAUAUGCUACUGGUAGUGGGUAUCUAAUUGACCUGCAGGUCAUAGGUGAUGGCUAGUUUGGUUAGUAAUCGGCCUCCAAUGCUAGUCGUGUUUGACUUUAUAAUUGGCCAUCAUAUGGUUCCAGCUCUAGCAGCAAAAGUGUCACGCUCCCUAAGCACUCCACCGUCUUGGCAUAGUUUUUUUUUUUGAAGAAAACUUGGCAUAGAUUCAAAUCCCACAACAAUGAGUGACUUGCAACCAUUGCUUUCAAAGAAAAAAAAAAGGAGUGACUUGCAGCCACUAAUUUGUUGGCCAUGAAAAUGCCAUGCAAACCACAAUUUGGGGGGAUAUAUAUGGCGUUGGCAUGACUGCACAUGAAUGUGCUUCAAGUUCAAAGGAAAAUAGUUUUGUGUUUCUUUUUUCUUUUCAAAAAUUUUGUGUUGAUACAUAUUUAUGUAAGUUUUAUUUGAUUUUCAGAAAAGCUGGGGGAGGCUCUAUCACACCACAUGUCCAAAAUUUUCUUUUGGAGAUUUGCACUGGAACUAAUGUAGACAGGCGCCAAAACUUUACUUAUACAACAACUAUUUUUAAAAGGAUCAUAUCUGAGGUUGAAUUAUCAUCGGAGACUGUGAUUGAUGGACUUUAUGAGGAGUUUGCUCAGCGUAUGUUGUCCAAAGCAAAAGAUUCAUUGUUAAAUAAGACAAACCAUAUCUAUAAAGAGAUAUCUUUUCUUUCCUCUACACAUGUAGAUGAUAAUGUUUCCUCAAGGUUAAUAAGUGUUGUUGGUCGACUAUCAUGUUCUUCUAGUAUGCUUGAAGGUGAUACAGGGUGCUCUCUUUGGCCAUCAAGUCUAUUCUUGUCAGAGUUUAUUCUUUCAUACCCUGAAAUUUUCUCCACAAAGUGUUGCUUUGAGCUAGGUUCUGGUGUUGGUUUGGUGGGUAUUUGUCUUAACUAUGUCGGUGCCUCUAAGGUUAUUCUUACUGAUGGUGAUACAUCUACACUCACAAACAUGAAGGAAAAUAUGGAAUUGAAUAACUUAUGCAUUGAACAGGAGGAUUCUGAAGUCUUAAAAGAAUGCAAGAAUAAGGUAGAGUGCAAAUAUCUUUCUUGGGAAGAUGUGUCUGAAAAUGAUUUAUGGGGCUACCAGCCAGACAUAGUUCUCGGGGCAGAUGUAAUGUACAAUCCAGUCUGCGUGCCGCACCUCGUUCGAGUACUCUCAAUGCUGUUAAGGCAAGACAGAAGACAAGGGGAAAACAAAGGAAAAUUUGGUGAUGAAUUUCAAACAGAGGGUCCCGUCACUUAUAUUGCCACAGUUGUUCGAAAUGCAGAGACUUUCAACUGCUUUGCCAAAGCAGCUGCUAACGCCAAGUUGUCUGCUAUAAACAUUUCCAGCAGUGCGGCUCCUUCAAAUCUUCUCCCCUAUAUGCUAUCAUAUGAUAGAUCAAGUGUGCAACUUCUUAAAAUUACUUCAUUGUCAUAGAAUUGAUAAGAAAAUUGUAUUUUCAUCAUCCCAACUCCAUUGUAAGGGAUCAAACAUGUCGUUUACAUUUCAAAUGCUUCCUCAGUGUUCGUUUCCAAGAGUCCAUACUGUCGAAGGAAAUGGAAUAGUGCAGUUGUUUU